AACAAGAUUAAAAAAAAAAAUGUGUGCGUCGCGUCUGUUUAAAGAUGGCGUAUAGAGAAAUCAAGUGAAGGGGCUGUGUUAAAACCCAGACGAAACCUCCGAUCGCCUUCCUCUACAUACACCAAUACACGGCGGCUAUACACAGAGCUUUAAUCAUCUCUCGAUGACUCUAAGCCGUUUCUCCGACAACCACCACAAACGGAAAUUCGACGAUAACGGCGUUGUUGAUAACAACAUCCUCCAGAAGAUGAAGAGGCACGAGCUCGACGCCGAUCACACCUCCCCGUCGCAACAACCCUUCCCUCCUUGGAGAUCCGAUGAGAAUUCCGCCUCGAACCGGUCCUCAUCCCAAUCCUCCUCCUCUUCCUCCACCGAGUCUCCAACUCGCUCCGAGUCAACUCGGUUACAGCUCUUCGUCCGUAUGAUGUCAGGAGGGAAGACGAUCGUGAUCCACGCCGACAAAAACGACACCGUUGAGACUCUCCAUAAUAGAAUCGAGUUCAAGACCAAGAUUCCGGUUUCGGAGCAGAGAGUUAUCUACAAAGGGAGGCAGUUACAGGACGAUCGCCCCCUCAGCUACUACUCAAUCGAGCAGGACUCCUCUCUCCACCUCGUCGGCCGUAUGCGGAGCACGGAGCAUCCCGUCGCUUGCCAAGUUGUUGAUGACAUCAUGUACAUUGUCUCAAGAAUGCUCAGAGGAGAUAACAACAACUCCCCUCCUCUCCCUCGUGGCAUGUCUAUCAACGAGAAGCUAUCUUCCUUCUUCUCCACGAUACCUGGAGAAAGCGAGGAGAGUUCUUCGACUGAGAAUUAUCUCAAUAUCUUCACGAGCUCUUCCGUGCCAGCGGCUCUGGUUAUGUUGUAUGUUUCUCCGUUAGAAGCUAACAGAAUAUGUGGGGAGAGUUCGGUUAAGCUCUUCUUGAAUAGCUGUUUAGCAUUGCCUGAUGAACUUCAAAGCUGUUGUUUACCCGUUGUGUUGGAGUUUUGUAGAUUGCUUAGGAGAGUUUGUCCUCACAACGGUCUUUACGGAUCGUGCAGGAACGCGUUGGGAACGUUGCUGGAGACGGUUCAGGAGACUGUUGAUAAGUCUGAAGCUGGUUUUACUAGUUUACAUUAUAGAUUGCUGUCUGUUGGGGAAGAGAUUUUGCCUUGUUUGAGCGAGUUGGCUGAUCUCAUGGAGCAGCAGUUGGUUGAUGAUAGCUUAGGGCCUAGUUUGUAUGAUGUUCAGAAAUUCUCUUCCUUUUGGAAGCCCUUGAGGUAUGCUAUUGAUUUCCAGCUUUCUAGUUUGAUCCCUAUAGCUUUGCCUCUGAGGAGUACUGUUCUGGAGGCGGAGGUGGGGCGGGUUAGGCAGAUAUUUGGGAGGUUGUUGACUACGAUGAAUAUCUGUUUGUUGAGAAUUGAGUCUUCGUUGGGGAGAAGAGAAGCUAUGGCUUUGAAGUGGGGACAGUAUCUCGCUGUUCUGAAGAUUGUUAGUUCGAUGUCUGAACUCUAUCUAGGUGGUAAGGAACAGGUUGUUAGUCUUAUUAAUUCCAUGAAGGUUCCGUUCUGCGCGCUCAUUUUGAAGUUUGUGAAAAGAGGGGAUGAUCAUGGGUGGAUCUCUGAGUACAAGGAAGCUACAACCUUUGAAUGUAGGAGGCAUUUGGCGUUGAUGCUGUUUCCUGACGGUAAAGAAGACUAUACGGAGAUGCACGAAAUGCUCAUUGAUCGGUCAGAUUUGUUAAAAGAAGCCUUUGAGUAUAUCUCAAAGGCGAGCCCAGGGGGACUUCUUGGUGGACUGUUUAUGGAAUUCAAGAAUGAGGAAGCUACAGGUCCUGGUGUGUUGAGAGAAUGGUUCUACUUGGUUUGUCAGGAGAUAUUUACUCCGGGAAGAACACUCUUCCUUCGAUCUGCUGAUGAUUUCAGAAGAUUCUCUCCAAAUCCAGCAUCCAAGGUGGAUCCAUUGCAUCUUGAUUACUUCAAGUUUACUGGUCGUGUGGUUGCUUUAGCUUUGAUGCACAAUGUUCAAGUAGGGGUGCUAUUCGAUCGUGUCUUCUACCUACAGUUGACCAACCAGACAAUCUCUUUGGAAGAUAUCAAAGACACGGACCGAAUCAUGUACAAUAGCUGCAAACAGAUUCUAGAGAUGGAUCCAGUGUUUUUCGAUUCAAACGCAGGUCUCGGUCUAACUUUUGUGUUGGAGACAGAGGAGCUAGGGAAAAGGGAGACAGAAGAGCUAAAACAAGAUGGGAAAUACACAGCUGUUAACAGCGAGAACAGGGACGAAUACGUCGAGCUCCUGAUCAAUAAACGAUUUGUCACAUCAGUCUCCGAGCUAGUGGAGAAAUUCUCAGAGGGGUUCUUUGAUAUACUCUCGGUUCCUGUGCAGUCUUUCUUCCGUCACUUACAUCUAGAGGAUUUCGAUGGGAUGCUUCGUGGAGGAGAGAACCAGAUAAGUGUAGAUGAUUGGAAAGCGCAUACAGAGUACAAUGGUUUCAGAGAAACCGACCGCCAAAUAGACUGGUUCUGGAAGAUUCUGAGGAAGAUGACAGAGGAAGAACGGAGGAGUGUGCUCUUCUUUUGGACAUCGAAUAAGUUUAUACCAGUGGAAGGGUUUAGAGGGUUGUCGUCUAAGCUUUAUAUCUACAGGUUACAUGAAGCUAAUGAUCGUCUUCCAACGUCUCACACUUGCUUUUACCGUCUCUGUUUGCCAAAGUACCCGACGAUGGGUCUCAUGGAACAGCGACUAAGGUUCAUCACUCAAGAUCAUGUCAGCUCCAGUUUCGGUAAAUGGUGAAUAAAUUAUCAACGUGAUCUCUCUCUCUGAUCUUUAGGUUCUUAGAUUGGUGCGUUUGGUGUAUAUAUUAUUUAUCUGUGGUCAGCCUCUGUUUAUGACCGGGAGAGAAAGGUGAACCUUUCUUAACUUCUGCUUCUUUAACUUUUGGAUAAAAUAAUUAAUUUUAUGGUAGGGAGAAUGAAAAGUUUAAAAACCA
Molecule: messenger RNA, 2969 nt
Organism: Raphanus sativus (radish)
Lineage: Eukaryota; Viridiplantae; Streptophyta; Magnoliopsida; Brassicales; Brassicaceae
Product: E3 ubiquitin-protein ligase UPL5-like
Exons: 3
Coding region: 164-2773 (869 amino acids)
Biological process (GO): proteasome-mediated ubiquitin-dependent protein catabolic process; protein polyubiquitination; positive regulation of protein catabolic process
Molecular function (GO): protein binding; ubiquitin-protein transferase activity
Source: RefSeq, a predicted model, not a curated record